AUGUCUAGGAAAUGCGAGGUUUCUAACAAGGUAUUUUCUACGAAAGGAAAUUUGGUGAGACAUAAAACUAAAGGAACACACACUGGAGACAAACCUUAUGAAUGUGAUGUUUGUAAUAAAAGAUUUUCAAAGUCAAGCUUAUUAACUAGACAUGAAAGAACACACACUGGAGACAAACCUUAUGAAUGUGAUAUUUGUAACAAGAGAUUUUCACAAUCGGGCAAUUUAGCUAGGCAUAAGAAAACAACACAUACUGGAGACAAACCUUAUGAAUGUGAUGUUUGCAACAAAAGAUUUUUGCGAUCAGACGUGUUAGCGGUUCAUAAGAGAACACACACUGGAGACAAACCUUAUGAAUGUGAUGUUUGCAACACAAGAUUUUUGCAGUCAGGCACCUUAGCUUCCCAUAAGAGAACACACACUGGAUACAAACCUUAUGAAUGUGAUAUUUGUACCAAGAGAUUUUCACAAUUGAGCAACUUAACUUCCCAUCAAAACACACACUCUGCAGACAAACCUUAUGAAUGUGAUACUUGUAAGAAGAGAUUUUCACAAUCGAGCAACUUAGCUACCCACAAAAAAACACAUACCUCUGACAAACCUUAUGAAUGUGAUGCUUGCAACAAGAGAUUUUCACAAUCACACAAGUUAACACAACAUAAAGUAUCAGCACACAAGAGAAAUGAGAGUGUUGAGUGCUGUAUCUGCAAGAAAACAUUCACACAACGACAAAGUCUCAGAUGUCACUGGAGAUCACAUUUGAGAAAUGGCUUAUUAUUGUGCCACAACUGUGGCAAAGAAGUUAUUCAAGGACAAAGACAUGCUAAUGAGAUGACUGUGAGAAAUGACUGUGACAAAUGCAACAAACAGUCCCCUGAUAUUGAAAGUUUAUAUCAGCACAAGGCCAAAGACCAUGGUACGUCCUACCAAUGUGAUGUCUGUAAGGAAUUAGAAGCAAGAGAAGCAACUGGUAUUGGCUAUAUAUGUUGUGUCUGUGAUGAUGAGUUUGAAAUUGCCAGCAAACUUGAAGAUCAUAUGA
This is a messenger RNA of Paramuricea clavata, 1039 nucleotides long. The record is from the annotation of a GenBank genome assembly. NCBI's taxonomy places the organism in Eukaryota, Metazoa, Cnidaria, Anthozoa, Malacalcyonacea, Plexauridae.